This is a messenger RNA of Folsomia candida, 1457 nucleotides long. RefSeq lists its product as uncharacterized. Gene Ontology annotation, molecular function: DNA binding. Lineage: Eukaryota; Metazoa; Arthropoda; Collembola; Entomobryomorpha; Isotomidae. The transcript has 4 exons. Bases 116 to 961 code for a protein of 281 amino acids. The record is from RefSeq and is a predicted model, not a curated record.
GCGCGAAUAUCAAAUCCUUGCAUUCCUGUACAUUUUAAAGUAAACAAAAUAAAAAAUCUCAAUUUUCUUAAGAUAACUAAUUAAAUUAUUAAACAAUUACCAUUAAACCGUCAUCAUGACACACUUGACCUUGCAAGUGGAAACAUUAUCCGUCCAACUCAACAUCCUCCAAGAGUUUAUCGAGCUUAAAUUUGGAUUAGACUUUAAAGAGUUUCAAAAUUUCAAGCAAACCCAUCCCUCCGGGGGAAUUGUUCUCGUCAAGAAAAAUAACAUCCAUCAAAUUCAAGAUGAUACAGAAGUAGUUACAAAAACAGAACAUUUUACUGAUGACACGUUUGCUGAGGACAAUUUUGAGGACAUUAUCAACCCCGAGAAUCCCUAUGAAAGAAUACGUUUUAAAAAUAUUGCCAGGAUAUCGGAACCUGCAACGACGUCUCAAAUAGAAGAACAGCUUAGAGCGAGAGGGAUAAACUGGGACAAUGAUGACGACGAGGAACUAGACGAUAACCGUGACGACGACGACUACCACGAAGACGGAGGGUCAAGUCUUCCAAUUACAAACGUAGCUAAUUUUACCGGUAAUCCACAGAAUUAUAAAAGAAAAACGAAUCCGAACCGGAAGUUAGUACCGAGUCGGACACGACAAGAAGAAAUCCUGCAGAGAAAGAGGUCAUCGAUUAUUCAAUCUGCCAACCAAAUUACUACCGACUACGACGACGCCGCGACCUACAUUCCGGAAAAGAAGAGGGCAAAAAUUUACGGCUAUUUCGACUGGGAUGAGACGUUAAGGAAAUACAUUUGCAAGCGCUGCCAAAAAUCGUACCGCUGUCCCCGAGGGGGUGGAACAGGCUCGCUUCACAACCACUUAAGGACACACGCCGAUCUGAACAGAGAGCUAAAAAAUAAUGAUACCUUGCCACAAAUCAUGACCACAAUCUCGCUAACGGGAGGACAAAGAUGAUAAAAUAUAAAAAGAAAGCAUACGAAAAUUCUAAAAUCGGAGUUUAAAGUAUUUAUUUACUUGUUAAAAACUGCAAAUUUGUUUCACAACGAGUCAUUAAUAAUUAUUGUUCAUUAAUCCAAUAAUACAUUUUUUUGCAAAAAUGAACAUUUGACAUAAAUUUAUUUGAUGUAUGAAAUAAUAAGGCAAUUAACGUAGGAUUGUAAGAUCCAUAAUUAUGUAAACUUACAAAAUUUUACAAAUAUUUCGGGGAAAAAUUAGCUUACAAAUUUUUGUAAACUUGCUCAGAUCAAGGGCGUCUCUUCAUUUCAUAAAAUUUUGUAAAAGUUUGUAAAACUACAAAAGUUACCGAUUUUACAGUUACAAAUGAUUGCGUGAAUUGCUUUCAUUUCUGUCAAUACAAGUUUACACAGUUUGCGAAAUGGUGGUUAAAUAUGUUACGAUAAAACCAAUAAAGCCAUGUCAUAUUUUUGCAGCGACAUAUCUAAAUCUAAAA